AUGGAUUCCAAGGCACGCGCGAAAGUUCCUGCAAAUAACAUUAUUUCUGACUUUAGUAAUAUUCGAAUACCUCAAAAACAAGGUCAAGAUGACGAUUCUACUCUUAUAAGCCCUACACUUUUUAGUCCUACACAACAGAAUCAAUUAGAGAAUAAGUAUGAUAGUCGUUCUGAAGUAUCUCGUAGUAGUAAUUACACCGCGCGACGACCUAAAGUUAACGCCGCAAUGAUACAUGAAGAAUCUGAAGACUCCCACUAUAGAAGACAAAAUACUAAUUAUGAUGAAUCUACCCGAAAAGUUACCUAUAACUCUAAUGCUGAUGCAACUCGUAAUUACGCUCGUUCUGAUGUUUCAUGGGGAAGUGACCCUGGUCAAAAUACUAAAAAAUCAAUUUUGAAAUCAAACGAUGAUAUAAAUCAUUAUAACCGCGAAAAUUCAUCUUUUAAUACAAAUGAAUGGACUUCUCGACCAAUGAAAGUGAAGACCAAACCAUUUGAUGAUUCUAAUGAUUCUAAUUAUCAAAACGAUGCAUUUUCGCAUAAUAUUCAACAUCAAUUGAAUCCCAGAUAUAAAACAAAAUCUCCUCAUGGUUCUCAUCAAACUUGGUCCGAUGUUACAUAUCGCCAGGUGGAGGCUCGAACUGAGUUAUCUAAUAGAAGUGACCCAGGUCCACCAGCUUAUCUAUUACAACGCAGAACAUCAGACCAUGUUUUAUCACGUGUUCCCGAUUCAAUCGAUGAACAUGGUACUUUUGAUUCCAAUCAUCAACCUACUACAAAAUCGCGUAGGCCUCGAGUCGCCGCUGAUUCGAUUAUAGAUGUAACGAGCAUUCAAUCAAAUUCCCGUAGUGACGCAACUUAUGCACAAAGGGGCAUAGAAUUGAUGUCAUUAUCUUCUAAUCCUAAAAUUCAACGCAAAUUUCUUGAUCUCAGAAUUUCUAAUAAAUCACUCGCAUCGCUAAAUGCUUCUCUCACUGCCAAAGUCGAAGACCAAUCCAAUAAAAUAGCCAGUCUUUCUUCAUUUGAAUCGAUCGUUGCUUCACAACAGCAGCAGCUCGAUCAUAUUAUUAAGAUUGAAGAAAUGCUACGUGUUAUGUCUACCAAAAUUUCUGAACAAGAUUCAGAUAUUAAGUCACUUAAAUCCCAGAUAGGUGAAGCUUCGUAA
Molecule: messenger RNA, 1164 nt
Organism: Dentiscutata erythropus
Lineage: Eukaryota; Fungi; Glomeromycota; Glomeromycetes; Diversisporales; Gigasporaceae
Source: the annotation of a GenBank genome assembly